GCGCGCCGUGGACCUCAGCGGCACGGCGGAGCCCAUGUUCGUGGGGCGGACGAGCGACCUCGCAGGCGGGGCGGGGGCCGUGCGGCCGCUGCCAGACGCCGGGGUCGUGGUGCCAGAGCGGGCGUGGUCCCCCAGAGGCGGCGUGCUGCCCCCCGUGAUGGAGUCCGAG
Molecule: messenger RNA, 169 nt
Organism: Prorocentrum cordatum
Lineage: Eukaryota; Dinophyceae; Prorocentrales; Prorocentraceae
Source: the annotation of a GenBank genome assembly